Molecule: messenger RNA, 3738 nt
Organism: Laccaria bicolor S238N-H82
Lineage: Eukaryota; Fungi; Basidiomycota; Agaricomycetes; Agaricales; Hydnangiaceae
Exons: 4
Coding region: 1-3738 (1245 amino acids)
Source: RefSeq, a predicted model, not a curated record
AUGUUCUUCAGCUCACGAACAUCACGACAGCCUACCCCGGAAGAACCUACACCAAACACAGCUGAUAUUAACGUCAACAUGAGCGCUGGCAGUUCGUCGUCUGGGUCUCCAGACACCUCCCCUAUCGAUACGCGUGGGGAUGUUUCUGAACCACCUUCAUCUUCGUCCCCACAUCGCAGGUCACGAUCGGACUAUUCGGAAGGGUACCCUUCAUGGCUUCCACGCAGGCCACCACCUCCAGCGCCUGGUUCCACGUUCCAUUCGUCUGUUGGGGGUGCACCGUAUGACCCUCCGAGCCCAGCUGAGCCAUCGUCCUCUGCGCAGGCGGCUAUUGUGGGCGGACGUAAGCCCACUCCGCGAUCUGUGCGUAUCGUCAGUCUUCAAGACUCCUUCAUCAAUGUUGGGCCGGAGGACUUGGACGCAGAUGAUCGCAGAGAGCCAACUGACCAAACCCGGGUUGCUCAACCUCAUGCUCACACUCGGGCUUGGUCUCGUGGGACGGCAAUGCCUGCAGCGAUGUUUGCUGCCUCUGGCCUUAACCAGGUGUCGGCCAAGCCUCAACCCAAGUUCAACACCAGGGGACUGCAUACAGAGCUCCUCCGGAACCCAUCCUCACUUGUGAGGGCUUAUUUUUAUAUAUGGCCACUACUUGUGCUUGGGCACAUCCCGCUACAGACGUUCUUUGACUUCAAUACGGCCUUCAUGUUGAUUCAAGUAUCAAAAAUUCCCAACCCCCAGUCGGCCCCAGGAACGGGUAAAAAUUGGGCCCUUGCUGCAGCAGCAUACAUCGCGUGCUGGCUCGCUUGGAUAUUUGUUGUAUGCCUCGUUUAUGAACUUGUGUACUCCUUUACGAGGCGGUGGCGCGUCCGCCGCCCGUUGAUGGUGCCCAUCUAUCUCUCUGCGCCCGCGUUCAAUUAUGCAUCCAUGACUUCCUACACGACCUUCAGCUUCCUCCAUCAUAUAAGAUACACCGCAUUUUUCGACGAAGAACAUGGGUCGCUUCGUGACGGACUCGCUGAGACCUUCAACUUUUACUCUCAGAAUUUGCCUACGGUAGCUCUUCUGCUCCCUCGUGCUGGAUUGGCUAUGGCCCUUUUAUUUUCGUUCUCUUCCUUCAACCAAGAUAAUGCUGCGUCAUUUUCGUUCACGACAAGCAGGAGAGAUGCAACGUUCUUCCAUCAAGCAGAUGGGACACUAACGGCCUAUGCUAAGGGAAUACUUUAUGCUAACGCUGCUUGGACUGCAUGGCGGAUUUUGGUCCUUGUUACUUCCUGGCUUGGGCUCUGGAUACUCAGUGGAUCCGGCUGUGCAGGGCUUUGUGGUCCCCGUGACAAAUGGGAAGAAGCGGACGCCGAGAAGAUUACAAGGUCCACAUACGCUGACAACACCUCUGAGCAGGACGAGCUCCUUCCCUGGCAUUGGCGUGAGUGCACGAGACUGAGAAUCAACGAUGCCUACGAGUUUUGCAUGACCGUACAUCCUGGGUUACGAUGGAGUCGUUCCACCGCUGAACAAAAGCAAAAGCAACCCUCUGGAACUGAGGGGGAGCAAAGGCGCAGCGCGGGUUUUGAAGGACUCGAGAAAGUCUUGGCUGCCGUUGGAUUUCCAAGCAUUCCUCCGCUCGCAAGACGCGGGGUACUCUCUGACGAUCUGUUUGAGAGUCCACAAGACGAGAAAGGCACGGUGUUGUCGGAUAUCAUUCCUGCACCGACCAAGAGGAGCUCGAGAGACCGGAUUGUGGGUUCCCCUCCGGGCGUUGGCGCACCACUGAUGCAACUUCCCUAUCCGUUUACAAAACCUGGUAGCGGACAAGUAUCGUCUAAGGAUAAAGUUCCAUUCCCGCCGACGCCGGUCGGAAGUUUAGGCGGGGGAAGUAGCAAAAAGGCGAAGAAGAAGGGGAGUAAGUCUACAACUGCUACCAAUUUGUCUGGAAGCAGUGAAAGCUCGAGCGCAACUACUACCACUGAGGAGGAGGAAGACGAGGAGGAGGACGAGGAGGAUGAAGAGGAAGACGAUGAAUACGAAGAAGAGCCCUCCACAGGACGUGCAUCAGGUUCCAUGUCUUCACUUGGCCAACCCAUCCCGCCUUCGCGUUACCCCUUUAAUAUCCGUCGGCCAGGUGGGCGUGGAAACAGCAUGUCCUCGCACGGAACACGCUCCGGGGGAACACGCUCCAUUAUGUCGCAGAGCACAGGCAACCGCGAAUCCACCGAUUCCCCACGUAGCCCCAUCAGCUCCAAUUCGGAAAGAGGCAGAUCAAGCUUGAGCCAGGGAAGCGUAGCUGGGAUCCCGAUGCCGAUACGCCAUCCUCAUCCACAGCAACAGGUUAGGGGACGUGCAGAGACUGAGCAUAUUCGCCGUCCUUCAGGAGCAGGAUCGACGCCCCCGCCUAUUGCCCUUGGAACAGUCGAGUUCCCAAGUGUAAGCAGGAGAAAGAGGGUGGAUAGUGGAGUACCAGGCGUCAUUGUCAAUCCUUCGAUAGUGUACGGAGAAGGCCUCAGCGCAGACGACGAUGAUAUACCUCACGACAUCGACGUUGUUGGUGAUGACGAUGACGAGGAAGUCGUUGAGGAAGACGAUGAGCAAGGAGAGAGAGAGGACAGAGUUGGUCUCUUAAGCGUCGCAUCUAGCCCUCGAACGUCAUUACUCGGUCGUCGAACAUCCUCUCAACGCCUCUCCCUUCCAGGUUCUGGUAGUGGAAGUCGUGCCAGCUCCAAGUCUCGAUCAAGGGCCCAUUCAGGAAAUUCUAGAUCAUCGCGCUCACAUUCUCGACCUGAAUCCCCCACGAGGGUGCUAAGAGAGCGUGCCAGCUCGCUCGGGGUUUCUCUACGCUCACGCGCCAAUUCGAUCAUGCAGAGUGUCGUUGGCGCUGCGUCCAUGACAUCGCUUGAACUUCCUGGAAUGCGGUCUCGCGCCAACUCAUCCAUGGCCAGGUUAGAGGAAGAGAAUACCGGCGUUUAUGGAUCAAGUGGAGUUGUUCUUGCUGGUGGCAGUGGCAGUAGCGGAAGCGGCAGAGUUAGGCUCUCAGGUCUCGGCGCCGCCCCGGAUGCAGAGGACUAUUACUCGUCGUCUAAUGGGACACAUUCGCGAAGUGGGAGUGAGAGUGUGAAUGGGGAGAACCAUACCUUUGGAAUCGCUAUGCCAUUCAUGAGGCCUCAACAACCGACACCUCAGGUUCAUGUCGAGGGGGAGGAGGUCCGCAGUCUUGAGGACGACAGCCACGAGGAUGAACAUGAGACGCAGCUGCCGGAACGCCAACCACGCAGGAUCAGCCCACCUUCGAGACUGAGAGAGGAAAUUUCAAUCUCCAGCCUUGGCAGUGACCAGUUCUACUCUCAGCCUUCUGAAAGGACCGCGAGCCCCGUCGACCCCGGUGCAGCGACACCCUUGCCUUCACAAGAGCCCGAACAGAACCAAGAGUCCCGAGUUGGCAUAGACAUCCCAUGGUCGCAGCGAAUGUUGGAGCCUCCAGUGCAGAGGUGGGGCAUAGGGCGCGGAGCGGAACGGGAAUCAAGCAGUAGCUCUCCGGAUAUGAUCAGCACGGCCGCAGGCAGUUUUGUCACCGCUGCUACGACUUUGGGAGGAGGAAGCACAACGACGGCUACUCCGAGCAUUGCUGGUCAGACGGAAUCGAGCAGUUGGGAAGCGGCGGGGCAUAGAAGGGUCCCAACUGGUGGUAUGGUGGAGAGACCUGGAGAAGACAUGGGUGCCGGAGGUGAUGCAUGGCGGAUCGUAUGA